Molecule: messenger RNA, 1206 nt
Organism: Megalops cyprinoides (Indo-Pacific tarpon)
Lineage: Eukaryota; Metazoa; Chordata; Actinopteri; Elopiformes; Megalopidae
Gene: eri2
Product: ERI1 exoribonuclease family member 2
Exons: 10
Coding region: 1-1206 (401 amino acids)
Biological process (GO): exonucleolytic trimming to generate mature 3'-end of 5.8S rRNA from tricistronic rRNA transcript (SSU-rRNA, 5.8S rRNA, LSU-rRNA)
Molecular function (GO): nucleic acid binding; 3'-5'-RNA exonuclease activity; zinc ion binding
Source: RefSeq, a predicted model, not a curated record
AUGGCAACAAAGAAGCUAGCUAAGGAACUUGGGUUGGUUAGAAAACGCAGCCGGCCCGCUGAUGAAAACCUAGCAAAACCGACGGGCUCGAGGCAGUUCUUUUCCUACCUGAUAGUCAUUGACUUCGAAUCUACGUGUUGGAAAGAGAAAAACAGUUAUGGACAAGAAAUAAUUGAAUUUCCGGCUGUUCUUCUAAACACCUCUAAUGGGAAGAUUGAUUCAGAAUUUCAUACCUACGUUCAACCUCAGGAGCAUCCCAUACUGUCUGAGUUUUGUACAGAGCUUACCGGUAUCAGACAGACGCAGGUUGAAGCGGGAGUUCCCCUCCAGAUAUGCUUGUCACGGUUCACCCGCUGGCUUCAGACAUUACGACAGGAAAAGAACAUAGUGUUUGUCAAUGAAAAAGUCUGUGCCGCCACGGCUCAUCCCUGUGCUUUUGUCACUUGGUCAGAUUGGGAUUUGGGAGUCUGUCUACAGUAUGAGUGCAAACGAAAGCAAAUCUCCAAACCUGACAUUUUGAACAGCUGGAUAGAUCUCAGAGCAACAUACAGGCUUUUUUAUAACAGGAAACCAAAAGGACUGAAUGGGGCCUUACAGGAUCUGGGACUUGAAUUUUCUGGGCGAGAGCAUUCAGGUUUAGAUGAUGCCCGUAAUACUGCCCAUUUAGCCUGGAGAAUGAUAACGGAUGGGUGCCUCAUGAAAGUGACCAGGAGCCUGAACAGGGAACCACCACGGACAAACCCCCUGUUCAUCAAUACCCAAAUGAAACCUGACCCUGGCAAUGUAGGUGCAAAUGAGACAGGAGGAGGGUCAAAGAAACAUGAUAUGAAACAACUAAAGCCUGGCAGUCAUGAAAAAGAAGCUCAUUCAUCAAAAAUGUCUCUUUCCUCGAGGGGCGGAAUCAAAGUCACGUCGCCGUUGUGCAGUUGUGGCCGCAGAGCCAAGAGGCUUACUGUAGCAAACGGAGGACCCAAUCACGGCAGGGUUUUCUAUAGCUGUCCCAUUGGGAGAACAGGCUCUGGAAACAAAAAGAGCUGCGGGUUCUUCAAAUGGGAGUCUGUGCUUGUGAAAGAUAAAUCAACAUCCAAAGCUUCCACCUCUCUGUGUUUUGUACCUGGGGCAGGCUGCUUGUCAUCUGGGAAAAGUUUCAGUAACAAGAGCCUCUGUAUUCCUCCACCUAAGAACUUUGUCUUGAGACGUCUUUAA